AUGGAGAGAAUAGAUCUAUCCUCUUACGCCAGCGAGAUCAAAAAGGCGUACAAUGAUGUCGUUUCAGGAGAUAAAGCAUAUGCCAUUUUUACCACGCAGAAAGAUUCUGCUUUGAAGCCAACUUCUGUUUCAGAUGGCGACAUUAAAGAUUUUGUCAGCGAAUUCGAGGAGGGUUCCGUUCAAUUCGGUAUUCUCAAAGUCAGUCCAUACGGUUCGGAUGUCAACAAGAUCGUUUUACUCGGUUGGUGUCCGGAUUCUGCCCCCUUGAAGUCCAGAAUUUCCUAUGCAACCAAUUUCGCAGAUGUUGGAAAGGUUCUCAGCUACCAUGUGGACAUUACAGCACGUGACUUUGAUGACCUUGAUGUUGAUGACAUUAUACAGACGGUGAGCAAGGCCUCCGGUGCUAGAUAUUCAAUCCAGAGUCUUCCAAAGCCUAAAGUUACCAAGUUUAGACCUUCAUCUAAGGCCUCUCCAACACCUUCAGCUUCCUCUACACGUCCAGCCGCUUUUAAGGCUCCUUCUCCAAGUCAAAAGCCUGUAAAGCCAGCCGCUAAAGAAGCGGAUGCCGAUGAGUGGGGUGGAGAGGGUGAGAUUGAAGUUCGGGAUCUCCAAAAAGAGCCACUUACUGAACUUCCAUCUGCCUACAAGCGAACCGAGGUUGAUAUUGAUGCUUUAAGGGGCAAGAAGGCUGCUCCAAAGCCAACUCCUAAGGCUGCACCAAGGCCAAUUCAAGCUUCAUCAAAGCCAACACAACCUUCAUUCAAGCCAACUCCUAAAAUCACUCCAAAGCCAUCGCAAGCUUCAUUAAAGCCAACUCAAGCUCCAUUUGAACCGGUUUCCAAGCCAUUGGCAAAGCCCUCUUUACCUGAAAAGAGCAUUCCGGCACGUGAUGUCACAUCUUCACAUCCUGUCAAAGAGUCUAAGAAGCCAGCUGCAACUCCUGUUGGAAGUUUGACAAUAAAUCUAGAAGGUGGUUUAAGUUCCUUGCCAAAGCCAAAGACUUCAAAGUCCGUUUUGUCGAGAUUCCAGCAGAAUGUUGUUACUCCAGCUUUUGGUGCAAGGCCGCAGUCUUUCGACUCUGACUUGCCAGGCGGAGAUGAUGACCACAAGAUUUCUGGUCUCAAAGAUUACGGAUCUGAAAGUGGUCUAACGCCAGCCCAGCUUUGGGCUAAGAAGAAGGGUAAGUUUAGAGAGGUACCAAAAGCGGAAAAGCCUGUUAAUGCUGCUGAGGAAGAGCCGACACCUGCUCCAGUCUCAGAUGUUAAGAGUAAAUUUGAAAAAAUGAGCAUUUCGGAAAAGACUCCCGAGGAGAAACCGGCUCCAACCCAGUCGUUGUUUGAUAAAUUCAAGAGUACUGCACCUGCACAGCCUAUUCUUCCUUUGAAGCAUGAGCCAAUUAAGGGUGAGCUUCCAAAGGAUGAGCCUGAAGAGGUUGAAGAACUUCAGGAACCUAAGGAACCUGAAAUUCCUCAAAGAGCUGAACCUGAAAUUCCUCAAGAAUCUGAAACAACUCAAAGAUCUAAACCUGAAACACCUGAAGAACCACCUAAACAACAAAAUGAAUCUACAGAGGCUGCUCCUGAGCCAGCUGUUGAAACCCAUAAGGGUGCACAUACAGCAAUUGCUGAGUACGAUUAUGAAAAGGAUGAGGAUAACGAGAUUUCCUUCAAAGAAGGAGAGAAGAUUGUUGGAAUCGAGAUGGUUGACAAGGAUUGGUGGCUGGGAUCGAAUGCAAAAGGAGAGUCUGGGCUUUUCCCAGCUACUUAUGUGAAACUUGAUGAAUCCAAUGAAUCUGCUCAGCCUGAACCUGAAGAAAAUUCAACUGCCGAAGCUGAGGCACCUGUAGAAACUCCAAAUGAAACUGCAUCUGGUCCAUCUGCAGUUGCAGAGUAUGAUUACGAUGCUGCUGAAAGUAACGAGCUGACAUUCAGAGAAGGGGAUGUGAUUGAAAAUAUAGAUAAGGUGGAUCCUGAUUGGUGGUUAGGAACGUUCAAGGGUGAGAGAAAGCUUUUCCCUGCAAACUAUGUUUCACUUAGGGAAUGA
Molecule: messenger RNA, 2043 nt
Organism: Brettanomyces bruxellensis
Lineage: Eukaryota; Fungi; Ascomycota; Pichiomycetes; Pichiales; Pichiaceae
Exons: 1
Coding region: 1-2043 (680 amino acids)
Biological process (GO): regulation of actin filament polymerization
Cellular component (GO): actin filament; cortical actin cytoskeleton; site of polarized growth
Molecular function (GO): actin filament binding
Source: RefSeq, a predicted model, not a curated record